AGGGGAAAGUGAUUAUCUCAUUAGGGGGUAUAGGCGAGAUUGGUUAAUAUUCUUAAAUUAUAAAGUUUUUUACUCUUCAGUAGAUUUGCCAAAAUAUAGUGAUCAUUGUUGAAGACUUUGAUUUUUCACAAUGAUGACAGUGUUAAAGGAUUUAAUCUAAAACUUAGAAUUUAAAAAUAGUUUUUAGACCAGUAUUUUCUAGCUGAUCUAUCAUUAUAACCGACAUUAUUUGCUUCUGGCUCAUUUAAUGCCCUCCCAUAUCAGAAUCACACUUGGGGCUUUCCUAGGGCAUAUAUAAUCUUUGACUUCUAACUUAAGUCCUGUCAAAGAGGCAAGUUAUUUUGCUAAGGUUUGUUUCUAAUAAUGUUACUCUCUUUUAAUUUCACUAAAUUAUUGUAUCUUCAUGUACUCUCUUCUGAGGUAUAAUCUUCCUACCAUCUCCACAAAUAAUUCCUCAUUCUUCAGUACCAGUUUUUACCAAUGGCUGUGGAACUCACUCUCUUUGCUUGUCUUCAUGUCAGAUUUGGACUGAGCAACAAAUUUGAAUCAGAAUUCCCUUCUUCAUUAACUGGAAAAGUAGCUCCUGAAGAAUUUAAAGCCAGCAUCAACAGAGUUAACAGUUGUCUUAAGAAGAACCUUCCUGUUAAUGUACGUUGGCUACUUUGUGGCUGCCUUUGUUGCUGCUGCACAUUAGGUUGCAGUAUGUGGCCAGUUAUUUGCCUCAGUAAAAGAACACGAAGAUCGAUUGAGAAGUUAUUAGAAUGGGAAAACAAUAGGUUAUACCACAAGCUGUGCUUGCACUGGAGACUGAGCAAAAGGAAAUGUGAAACGAAUAACAUGAUGGAAUAUGUCAUCCUCAUAGAAUUUUUACCAAAGACACCGAUUUUUCGACCAGAUUAGCAUUCACUUUAUUUAUAGAGACUUUCCAAGUAUGUUGUCUUUCCAAUGGUGCCUUGCUUGGUGCUCUCCUGGUGGUGACAUAACAUUGGUUCUACAGAAUCGUGUGGUGUUUUGUUUUUUUUUUUCUGUUUUUGUUUUUUUAAAUAACCGCAUGUUCUAAGUGUGCAUUUUUGUCAAACUUUGCAACAGUUAUUUCAUACAGAUGUUUAAUACUUAAGUUAUUGUGCUCUUUUCUGUUAUGUAUUCUGAUUUUCAAGGAUUACUUUUUUGUAUUAUCGAAAAAAUACAUUUGAACUUAGCAUAAAAAGUGGCCAGCCUUUUUUAUUUUAUCACCAAGGUACACACACAGUCCUCUAUUUAUUAAUUCCAUAAUAUAGAAGAACACUUUUGUAAGCCUCUACUUAUCUAUUCCAGGCACACUCUUUGUAUUAUUUUUCUUCCUUUUAAAAUUUAAAAUAGUUAUUAUUUUAAAAUAGUAAGUUUUCUUUAAUAGCUUUUUGGAAUCUAACAUAUCCUUUUCCAUACAAUUCCUAAUGCUCUGUUUACAGCAGAAAUAUCUGUUACGUUAUGAAGACCUAUCAACAAAUUUUGAAAGUCUUUCUGUCUUCAGAGGUAGUAAGGCAGUAUUAAAUUAUUCUUAAUAGAAUAGACAAAUAAUGAAUGGUAUGCAUGCACCUAAUGGUUACUAGAGCUCAGGAUCACAAAAUAUAGUAGCAUUACAAUCUGUGUAUAUUUUUGAUCAAGAUGAUGAUAAUGGCCUUACUUGCGUUAUUUUUUAUUGUUUGUCAAAUCUUCUAUAGAAAAGUAUGGAAAUACUCCUUUUAAAAUUUCUAAGGAAAAUACUUCUCCCAAUCUAACAUAAUUGUAGAAUGGAUACAUGUUUGUGAAAAGUUUUUGAAAGAAAGCAAAAGUUCUAGAAUUAAAAGUAAGCUGGUGUUUAAAUACCCCAUUGAUACUUAGAACAGAUUACUAUUGCUAAGAAACGGAGGACAUAUUUAGUACUGUUUUUAUCCACUAGUUUGCUUUCAGUCCAGUUAUGUAUACUUUUUUGACUGAGAAUGCGACAUGUAAGUUUGAAUCAGAUUAACAUAUUUCUUCUAAAUAUAUACAAAUAUACAUAUCCCCCCCCCCCCUUUUGGUUGUACAUAUCUCCAUGCAUUUUAAAACUUUCUAAAUUUCUGAAUGGCCUAUGUGUAAAUUUUUGUUUUUAUAAACCUGAAAUUAUACAAGUUUUAAUGUGUGUCAAGAACUUGUUCCAUUCAACUGUGGUAUCUAGCAAUAAUGUGAAUAACUUUUGAAAUUAUAUAAACUAUGCUUACUAAUUUGUAUUAAGAAUUGGUACCACUAUACAGUAUCUUUUCUCCUUGUAUUAAAUCUUUUAAAUACCA
Neofelis nebulosa (Clouded leopard) is the source of this 2288-nucleotide messenger RNA. RefSeq names its product cysteine rich hydrophobic domain 2 (gene CHIC2). The record is from RefSeq and is a predicted model, not a curated record. Bases 481 to 900 code for a protein of 139 amino acids. The transcript is spliced from 6 exons. NCBI's taxonomy places the organism in Eukaryota, Metazoa, Chordata, Mammalia, Carnivora, Felidae.